Nylanderia fulva is the source of this 1709-nucleotide messenger RNA. RefSeq lists its product as uncharacterized. Gene Ontology annotation, molecular function: oxidoreductase activity. The record is from RefSeq and is a predicted model, not a curated record. NCBI's taxonomy places the organism in Eukaryota, Metazoa, Arthropoda, Insecta, Hymenoptera, Formicidae.
UGUUGUGCAAAGCUGAUAACGCGCGCGAUUAAUUUCUCAUAAACGUAUGUAUAUAUGCAAUUGUAUAAUCUCAUUUUCUAAACUAUUGUUGAAAACUAAAUUAUUAAUAAUGAAUAAACAUGUGAUGAGUAUAAAGAAAUAUUAUACCAAUAUACAAUAUGAAAAUGAAGAUAAGAUACUGGAAUCAUUAGUACACAUACAUUAUUUAUCUGUGGACUAUUUUUUAUCUUUAAAUUCAUUUGAGGAAAUUGACGAUCUCGCACAUAGAUUCCUAAAUAUAGCAUCACUAAUGGAAAAGAAUUUGAAUUAUUUUAUGUCAGUUUGCGAACAUGUAGAUAUAGUUCUCAAUAUUCUUGAUUAUCUCUAUUAUUAUGGUGCGAUUUUUAUGCUUGAAAGUGAAACUGAAAAUAACAACCUUUAUUUAAUCAGGUGUAUAUUACUUACAAUCUACUAUAUGUAUCAAGAUAAUGUUAUCAGCACAUUUUUGGAAAGUUUUAUUACAGGGCAAGAAUUGAAGUUGUAUUAUGACUAUAAAAAUGUCCUACAUACAUAUCUGCAGGUUGAAAUAAUAGUUUGUGAAGAUUCAGAUUUACAUGCAGUUAUUACCUAUUUGAAACUUAAUAGUGCUGUAUCUUGUUUAAAAAAAAUUUGGGUCCAAAAAUCAAUAAAAGACACUUUUAUGUGGCAUUUAAAUAAAAAUGUUGGAUAUUUGAACGUUCCCAUUAAAAUAUUUCAAUUGAAGCAAGAAUUAAUUACACCUAAUAAUGAAUAUAUAUUUAAUGAAACUUGUAAACUAAAUGUUGUAUCUAUAUGGUCAGAAAAUAUUACAGCCGCAAAAAAUUUAGCAAGAUCUUUAAAUCAACAUAUUGCAUUUAUAAAUACUUACAUGGAUGUUUGUCGUAACGUCGUGAUUCCGUUUGAAGAUAUAUUUCGUGCGCAAUUCACAUUUGGGUCUUUAUUUUUACACAGAAAGAUGGACAAAUGUACAAAGGCUCCAAUUAAUCCAACUGCGCAUGAAGGUUUAACAUAUAAUUUGUUUUAUAAUGACAUGUGGCAGAAACCUAAACAAAAUACAUAUUGGAUACAUGAGAACAUUUUAUUUGCAAAUGCAACUAGGGAAGAUAUUAUAGAGUGUGUUAAAUCAGCUACAAGAGGAUUCAAAAAUUUAAGUACUAUGUCUGAUAAUUCUAAAAGGCAAAUGUUAUCUAAGUUUGCAACCAUAUUAGAAUGCAAUGAUGAAUUUGAAUUGUCCAAAGCAGUAUCUAAAUGGCUAAAUAUGUCAUAUGUGUAUGGAAAAAUGUCAUUUUAUAAUAAAACUGAAAAAUUUGAAACAUUGAGAGUUUUCAGAUCCAAAAUUGUUAUUCUUAAGGAGAAAGAUGGCAUUACUUUGUUUCAAGAAUUAACGCAAAAUUUAAUUAUUGGCAAUUCUGUCAUUGUAAUAUGUAAUCCAGAUUUAUGUAUUCUAGCACCAUAUUGCAACAUGUUUAAAAUGUGUGGCAUACCUUCGGGUACUAUAAAUCUCUUGUCAAUUAAAAAUACAGAGUAUAUUAAUAAUUCUCCUAAUUUAUUAAUUUCAACGCUAUCUCAAGCAAUUGCAGCGUUUACUGUAGUGCAGCAUAUCUUAAUUUGUCAUAAUUAAUUUUAAUAAAAUAAGACAUAAGAUAUAGAUAUGGUAUGUUUAGUAUAAUUCUGUACUGUUAUAUAUAAGU